AUGGAGGGCACGGCGGGGGACCCAUACCGGCGGCCAGCGCGGCGCACGCAGUGGCUGCUGAGCGCCCUGGCGCACCACUACGGGCUGGACCGCGGCGUGGAGAACGAGAUCGUGGUGCUGGCCACGGGCCUGGACCAGUACCUGCAGGAAGUCUUCCACCACCUGGACUGUCGCGGCGCCGGCCGCCUGCCCCGCGCCGACUUCCGAGCGCUCUGCGCGGUGCUGGGGCUGCGCGCCGAGGGGCCGGGGGCCGGCGGGGGAGCCGCGGAGGCUGUGGCCGCCGGAGAUGCGAGCCCCGGGGGCGUGAGCCCUGGGGACGGGGACGCGGAUGUGGACGAGGAGGCACGGCUGGCGCUGUGUGCCGAGCCGCCCGAACUCACCUUCCGCCAGUUCCACGCGCGCCUCUGCGGCUACUUCGGCGCCCGCGCGGGACCCCGGCUGCCCCGAGGCGCCUUAAGUGAGCACAUAGAGACGCAGAUCCGCCUGCGCCGCCCGCGCCGCCGCCGCCGCCCGUCCCGCGAGCCGGGCCCCGAUGGCGGCCCCGGAGGCGACGCGGACGGCGAGCGCGUGGCGCGGCUGGAGGAGGAAAACAGCAGCCUGCGCGAGCUGGUGGAGGACCUGCGCGCCGCGCUGCAGAGCAGCGAUGCGCGCUGCCUGGCGCUCCAGGUCGGCCUCUGGAAGAGUCAAUCGGGUGGCCACGAAGAGGGGCUCGGAGAGCCGGAGGCAGCAGCGGUGCGGGAGCUGCAGCAGGUGCGGGGCGCCCUGGCAGCGGCCGAGGCCCGUGCGGGACGGCUGCGCCGGGGCCAGGCCGAGGUGCGGAGGCGUGCGGAGGAGGCCCGGCGGGCGGUGCUGCGCAGCCUGCGCCGGGUGCGGGAGCUGGAGGCGGUGGCGCAGCAAGUACCCGGCCUGCAGCGCUGGGGGCAGCGGCUAGAGGCGGAGCUGCGGCGCUACAGGGCAGAGGGUCCCCAACUUCCAACAACUCCCCGGGCCAGCCCAGAGCCAGGAGUCUUGAGUGGGGAACUUGAGGACGAUGGGACCAGAGAUCCUGACGCUGCCCCGACGGGAGCCUCGUCAGUGGACAGCAGCUCCGGGAGCAGAGCUCUGGACGAAGCGGUGGGCGAGCAGCUGUUCCGCUCCGUGGAGGGCCAGGCCGCCUCGGAUGAGGAAGAUCGGGAGGAGGAGAAAUGGCGGGCAGAGCACAGGCCACCAGCGGCCGAGGCCAAGGCCCUGCCAGCUUGGCCCUCCAGCUGCGGGAGUGGGUGUGAUGCCCACACAGCCAUGAAGACUCACCACGGCCCCCCGGGCAUCGCUGACCACACCUGCAGCCCCGGGGAGCUGGAGGCCCCCGGUACCGUGGCACAGCGGCCAAGCACCCAGGGCACUGCCGACCACACCUGCAGCCCCGUGGAGCUGGAAGCCCAUGGCGCUGUGGCACAGCAACCAGGCAACCAUGGCACUGCCAACCACACCUGCAACCCUGCAGAGCUGAAAGCCUGUGGCUCCACAGUGCAGCGGCCAGGCACCCAGGGCUGUGGCGGAAAGGCACCAGGGACCCCAGGAGAGGUGGAGCUGCAGCACAGAGGAGAGACCGAGCUGCUGAGGCUGGAGCUGCAGAUGGUGGAGACGGAGCGGGUGCGGCUGUCCCUGCUGGAGGAGAAGCUGGUGGACGUGCUGCAGCUGCUGCAGAGGCUCCGGGACCUGAACAUAUCGAAGAAGGCCCUGGGCAGGACACUGCUGAGUGCUCUGGACGCUCGCAGGGACCCCACCCACGAUGUGAGCUCCAGUCCCGCGGCCACCCUGGACGCCCUACACCAAGCCCUGGCCAGCUGCGAGCUCUUGCGGAGACGGCCCCCCAGCCCGUGCCCUUCAGCCCCUGUGCUCCCCAACCCCCUCAUCAUCUCCUGCUGA
Ochotona curzoniae (black-lipped pika) is the source of this 1908-nucleotide messenger RNA. RefSeq names its product EF-hand and coiled-coil domain containing 1 (gene EFCC1). The transcript has 9 exons. The record is from RefSeq and is a predicted model, not a curated record. Bases 1 to 1908 code for a protein of 635 amino acids. Gene Ontology annotation, molecular function: calcium ion binding. Lineage: Eukaryota; Metazoa; Chordata; Mammalia; Lagomorpha; Ochotonidae.